GCCGCUCGUGGAGGACAGCCAGACGCUGCUGACGCCCGUGGUGAGCUGCGGGCCGCCCGGGGCGCUGCUCACGCGGCCCGUCGUGCUCACCGUGCACCACUGCGCCGAGCCCAACACGGACGACUGGCAGAUCCAGCUGAAGCACCAGGCGGCCCAGGGGCCCUGGGAGGCUAAGGUGCAGAGAGCAAGGGAGGCGUGCCCCGUCGUGACGGAGACGCUGGGCACGUACGCCCUGGUGGGCCAGUCGGUGAGCAAGGCGGCCGCCAAGCGGCUCAAGCUGGCGCUCUUCGGGCCGCUGUCCUGCUCCUCGCUGGAGUACAGCAUCCGCGUCUACUGCCUCGACGACACGCAGGACGCCCUCAAGGAGGUGCUGCAGCUGGAGCGGCAGAUGGGCGGGCAGCUCCUGGAGGAGCCCAAGGCCUUGCACUUCAAGGGGAGCACCCACAACCUCCGCUUGUCCAUCCACGACGUCGCCCACUCGCUCUGGAAGAGCAAGCUGCUGGCCAAGUACCAGGAGAUUCCCUUCUACCACAUCUGGAGCGGCUGUCAGCGGAACCUCCACUGCACCUUCACGCUGGAGAGGUUCAGCCUGAGCACCCUGGAGCUCGUGUGCAAGCUCUGCGUGCGGCAGGUCGAAGGCGAGGGGCAGAUCUUUCAGCUCAACUGCUCCGUGGCCGAGGUAGGCAGCGCUGCUGCACGUUCCCUCCGGGCACCUGCCCAACUUCUUCGGGAAGGACAGGGAGGCGACAGGAGGCAGCCCCUGGCGCUGUAG
This is a messenger RNA of Tinamus guttatus (white-throated tinamou), 772 nucleotides long. NCBI's taxonomy places the organism in Eukaryota, Metazoa, Chordata, Aves, Tinamiformes, Tinamidae. The record is from RefSeq and is a predicted model, not a curated record.